Molecule: messenger RNA, 1783 nt
Organism: Ceratosolen solmsi marchali
Lineage: Eukaryota; Metazoa; Arthropoda; Insecta; Hymenoptera; Agaonidae
Product: FERM, RhoGEF and pleckstrin domain-containing protein 1-like
Exons: 9
Coding region: 105-1700 (531 amino acids)
Molecular function (GO): guanyl-nucleotide exchange factor activity
Source: RefSeq, a predicted model, not a curated record
CAGAAGAUGCUGAAAGUGAGAAGCCUCAUAUUACUCAGAAUCAGUCAGUCUACAAGGUUGAGAACAACAAUUCAUUGUACGCCCGUAGCACGCAGGAGAGACGAAUGCCAAACGGCGGCUAUCCUCAGGAUAUUGGCGAACUGAGCUCAGGAAAAAUGUUGAGAAACGGUGACGUGGUGGAAGAAGUUGAUGGAAGGAAAACGAAGAGGUGGCCCACGGACAAGGCUUACUUCAUAGCCAAGGAGCUUCUCAUGACAGAGAGGACGUACAAAAAGGACUUGGAUGUUAUUAACAUUUGGUUCAGAGAGGAGUUAUCAAAGGAGUCGGAGAGCGAGGGUGAUUCACUCGUUACUCUCAUAGAGUUGCUCGCAGAUGCCCACGGACCGUGCCUCCAGGAAAUGGAGGUCAGGUUAGCGCGCUGGGAAAGUAACGCGCGCCAUAACAUCGGCGACUACCUUUACAAUGCUUUGCUCAAUGUCCUUCCGCUUUACGACCAGUACCUCGAGAACCUGAUGCCGGUGCUAGAGAAGUUCGAGUAUUCCAUGCGUACCUCAAAACAUUUUGACCAACUCUGCAGAGACUUCGAGCUGCAGAAGCAUUGCUAUCUGCCUCUGACAAGUUUUUUAUUGAAACCCUUGCAACGUCUACUUCAUUACAACAGUAUUAUCGAUAGUUUAUUAGAUCAUUAUCCAAAGGAUCACACAGACUUCGAAGACUGUUUGGCUGCGAGAGAUAGAUUAGGUGAAACAUUGCUGGAAGGAUUGACAGUUCUUAACCAAGCAGAAAAUUUAGUCCAAUUGUGCGAAUUACAACGAGAUAUCAGUGGGUUUGAUAACUUAGUACAAGAAGGUCGGAGGUUUAUAAGACAAGGUUGCCUACAAAAAUAUAGUCGUAAAGGCUUCCAGCAAAGAAUGUUUUUCUUAUUUUCCGACGUAUUACUUUAUACAUUCCGAUCUCAGCAACCUACACAAUGCUUCAGGGUCCAUGGACAAUUGCCUUUAAAAAAUAUGAAAGUCCAAGAGAAUGACAAUAAAACUGGUACAGAUUAUGCUUUCAUCAUUCAUGGCAUUGGCAAUCAAUCUUUGACGGUUGCUGCCUGCAGUGAAGAGGAAAAAGAAAGAUGGUUAGAGGAUCUCAAUACGACAAUUGCUCAAAUUGAUUCGGUUGAAGGGAAAAUGCCAUAUUUAAAUUUAAAAACUUGCAUCUUGGGAUCUGUGGAUGAAGUUGGAGAUGGUGUUGGAUGUGAAAGUGAUCGUACUAGUUGCGGUGGAGCAAAAACAUCUCAACGACGCAACACGACAGUUCAUGGAUGUUGGCAUCGAAAUACGAGUAUUAGCUAUAGUGAUCAACUACGAGCAUUUCAAAAUCAGCUCAGUGGUUUUCUAUUGCGCAAAUUCAAAAACAGUAACGGAUGGCAAAAACUAUGGGUUGUAUUCACCAACUUCUACCUAUUUUUCUAUAAAUCGCAUCAAGACAGCUUCCCUCUUGCAAGUUUACCUCUUUUGGGUUAUAUGGUGUCACAGCCAUCGGAUAAAGACGGUAUCAACAAAGACUUCGUUUUUAAAUUGCAGUUCAAGAAUCAUGUAUAUUUCUUCAGAGCGGAGAGUGAUUAUACGUUUGGAAGAUGGAUGGAAGUCAUUAAAAGUGCUACGCAACAAAGUCAUACAACAACAAGCUACAGUUUUAAAGAGGAAUAUUAAUUAAUGUAUGUGAGUGAAAAAAAAAAAUUACAAAUGUAUGGUAACAGCUAUUGCUUUACUUGGAUUUUUCUAAAUAUGUGAGA